Sinocyclocheilus rhinocerous is the source of this 1688-nucleotide messenger RNA. RefSeq names its product homeobox protein Hox-B5a. Gene Ontology annotation, biological process: regulation of transcription by RNA polymerase II; anterior/posterior pattern specification. Gene Ontology annotation, molecular function: DNA-binding transcription factor activity, RNA polymerase II-specific; RNA polymerase II cis-regulatory region sequence-specific DNA binding. Gene Ontology annotation, cellular component: nucleus. The transcript is spliced from 2 exons. Bases 98 to 925 code for a protein of 275 amino acids. The record is from RefSeq and is a predicted model, not a curated record. Lineage: Eukaryota; Metazoa; Chordata; Actinopteri; Cypriniformes; Cyprinidae.
ACAGUGCAUUGCUAUAAUUCAUUAAUACAUCAUAAAUCGUGAAGCACAGCGUUAUAACGACCAAGAUCUACAAAUCAAGCCCUCUAAAACAACCUAAAUGAGCUCUUACUUUGUAAACUCGUUCUCAGGGCGCUACCCAAAUGGCCCUGACUAUCAGUUACUAAAUUAUGGAACUAGCAGCAGCGCUAUGAACGCCUCGUACAGGGACUCCGGCACCAUGCAUUCAGGCUCUUACGGCUACAACUACAAUGGAAUGGACCUAAGCGUCAAUCGUUCAACCAGCACUGGCCACUUUGGGGCGGUUGGGGACAACUCCCGGGUCUUCCAGUCGCCAGCCCCGGAGACGCGAUUCCGGCAGCAGUCAAGCUGCUCGCUCGCGUCUCCGGAGCCACUGCCUUGUUCCAACAGCGAAAGCCUUGGACCCAAAUGCUCUUCGCCCCCUUCCGACCAAAGCACCACCACUGCGGGUAAUAAUCUAACCAACAACACACAUUUCACAGAAAUCGACGAGGCCAGCGCUUCUUCUGAGACCGAGGAGGCGUCGCACAGAGCGAACAACUCUGCACCCCGGACACAACAGAAGCAAGAGACCACGGCAACCUCCACUACCUCGGCGACGUCCGAUGGCCAAGCUCCCCAAAUAUUCCCUUGGAUGAGGAAACUACAUAUUAGCCAUGAUAUGACUGGACCAGACGGCAAAAGGGCCCGAACUGCAUAUACCCGCUAUCAGACGCUAGAGCUGGAAAAAGAGUUCCAUUUCAAUAGAUACCUCACCCGAAGGAGGAGGAUAGAGAUAGCCCACGCUCUAUGCCUCUCAGAGCGUCAAAUUAAGAUAUGGUUCCAAAACCGGCGGAUGAAAUGGAAAAAGGACAAUAAACUGAAGAGCAUGAGUCUGGCUACCGCAGGUAGCGCUUUCCAGCCAUAGUUGUAUCACAAGUCCUACUACGUGGUUUGCAAAAGAAAAUCACGAGGAAAACGAGACGGAAAAUAGGUCUCAAAACAUUACUUACAGAGUACUGUACAUCGCGGCACCUUUCGGCAUGUUAUGGAUGUUUUAGGAAUUUUAAAAUUCUACUGUGGUACUGCUAUAAUGAAACGAAAAUUAGUGUUCAUAUGUUGUUCUUUUAAUACUAUGGUGACCAUAAAUUUGGCAAGCAAAUAAACUGAAGGGCAAAGAAGCUAUCAAUAUACCGCCUGUUGUACUUGUUAUGAAUAUUGUUUAUGUGUCAAGUGCUAUGUUAAUGCUUUCUUGAGAGUUAGCAUGUGAGCUCUUAAAUGUUAUAACUUAUUUACCUAUACACGUGUACACCUUUUGAGUUUACGACUUAGAAACGCAUCUGCCCUUGUAUGAAGUAAAGCUCUAGUUUAGUGACUGCAGUAAAUUUAGCAGACGCCUCUGUAUAUUUCAUGGUCCUCUGUUUAAUCAUUGUCUAAAUAAUCACAUUCAAUUUGUCAUGUCAAACUCUUCUAUUAUUUUUGAGAAAAAAUGAAAAUUUGUAAAUAGUCCUCACUAGAUUCUUGUACCCGUCCAUACGUGUGUAUAGUUGUAUUCCAAAUAUGUAAUUGUAUAUUACUGGAUCAUGUUUAUGUUACAAAAAGGAUGUACAUAUUGAACAUUUUUAUUGUGAUCAGUUGGCUAUUUGUAGUAGGCAGAAUGAACGGCAAACGUGUGGAAAACGAAAAAAAAA